Molecule: messenger RNA, 2782 nt
Organism: Anopheles aquasalis
Lineage: Eukaryota; Metazoa; Arthropoda; Insecta; Diptera; Culicidae
Gene: LeuRS-m
Product: Leucyl-tRNA synthetase, mitochondrial
Biological process (GO): leucyl-tRNA aminoacylation; mitochondrial translation
Cellular component (GO): mitochondrion
Molecular function (GO): leucine-tRNA ligase activity; ATP binding
Source: RefSeq, a predicted model, not a curated record
UGCAAUGUUGUGAUUUAGGAAAGAACGUUGCUUUUUGUCCUUUUAAUCGCUAUAAUUAAGUACAAAUAAGUCCUCAACAUGCGGUUACUUCAGUGGCCAGUGGUUUUGCGAAGAUUUGCCGGCUUCCAACGAAGGAGGCAUCUCUGUAGUUCCGCCAGUGAUGCAGUGGCAUCCCGUGAGCUCACCUCGGAAAUGAAGCUGCAAAUAGAAGAACGGUGGCAGAAUAAGCUCGGAGAUAGUCGCUUCGAUCCGUCGGCUACCGACAAAGCGAAACGCUACGUACUGGCGAUGUUUCCUUAUCCGUCCGGCAAUCUGCACAUGGGUCACGUCCGGGUGUAUACCAUCAGCGAUGCGAUGGCCCGGUUCUAUCGGUUAAACGGCGCCAAUGUGUUGCAUCCGAUGGGCUGGGAUGCAUUCGGUUUACCGGCGGAAAAUGCAGCAAUCCAGCGAUGCAUUCCAGCGGACAAGUGGACACAGCGUAACAUAGCGGAGAUGCGUAAACAGCUCGAGAUGUUGGCGUUCAGUUUCGAUUGGGAGCGCGAGUUUGCUACGUGCGACCCUUCGUACUACCACUGGACACAGCAACUGUUCCUGAUGCUGUUCAAGGACGGCCUGGCGUAUCAACGGGAGGCGCAGGUGAACUGGGACCCCAUAGAUCAGACGGUGCUCGCCGAUGAGCAGGUGGACGAUAAUGGGUGCUCAUGGCGCUCCGGCGCCAAAGUGGAGAAGAAGGUACUGCGUCAGUGGUUCAUAAAAACGACACGCUUCGCGAAACCCUUGCUGGAAGGACUCAAUGAUCCGAGUUUGGAGGAUUGGAAGGAUAUCAUAAAGUUGCAGCGGCACUGGAUAGGCGAGUGUGAAGGAUACGCCUUCGAGCUUCCACUAGCGGACGAUGCGAAGGGAGCGAGCAUUUCGAUUUGGACCCGAGAACCAACCGAUCUACGAAAGGCUUUGUUCAUCGCCUUACAUCCAAGCAACCUGCUUAACACCAGCAAAGGCAACGAUUGCGUACUGAAGGUGGAAUGUGAGAAUCCUUUCACUGGCCGCCGAUUACCGGUGAUAGUAACCGAGAAUGUCCCAUUUGCCGAAGGCUGCGAUACUUACCUAGCCGUUGAUAGCGAGGAGAAUCGUAAAAUAGCCCAAGCCAUUGGAUUGAAAAAGAGCGAUCUGAAUGGAAACAACGAUGGAAAUGGACUGUCUAAUGAUGAAAUCCUCUCGAAAGCGCUUUCGACGCGCAUAGGAGGCCAUGCCGUUAGCUCCAAGCUACGUGAUUGGCUAAUAUCCCGGCAACGGUUCUGGGGUACACCAAUUCCAAUCAUCCACUGUCCUAGUUGUGGACCUGUGGCUGUACCGGAACAGGAUCUUCCCGUGCGGCUACCGACGGAUUCUGUAGGUGUUCCGCUAGCUCAGAACGCGGAAUGGCUGCGGGCGGAGUGUCCUUCCUGUAAACGUACCGACUGCCAGCGGGAAUCCGAUACGAUGGAUACGUUUGUCGAUAGUUCGUGGUAUUUCCUACGGUUUGCCGAUCCUCACAACAGCAAGGCAAUGUUCGAUCGAUCCGCUGCACACCAUCUAAUGCCGGUGGAUCUGUACGUUGGAGGGAAGGAGCACGCCGUGCUGCAUCUGUACUACGCACGCUUCGUAGCGCAUUAUCUCCACAGUAAAGGGCUGCUUUCCGCGGCCGAACCCUUUAAACGUUUACUCGUACAGGGCAUGGUUAUGGGACGAUCGUACCGUGUGGUCAGUAACGGGAAGUAUAUCCCCGCAGCCGAGGCCGAGAUCGUGGACGAGAAGAACAGUAAGGCGAUCGAGAGGGCGACUGGUGAACCGGUGACGCUGCUGUGGGAAAAGAUGUCGAAAUCCAAGCUUAACGGAGUCGAUCCACUAGAGGUGCUGCGUCAGCAUGGUUGCGAUACUUUGAGGCUCAUUUUGCUGGCCGAUGUUGCUCCUACCUCUCACCGGAAUUGGUCUGAAGCAACCUUUCCUGGUAUUUUGAACUGGCAGAAACGAAUCUGGAUGACGAUGUACGAUUUCCGUGAAAUACGUUCGAAACUGACCGUUGGUGAAGGCCCUCCGUCGACGGAAGAGUACAAACAGCACGAACACCAACUGUGGGAUGCCAGGAAUUACUUCACGGCCGGUGCAACGUUCAACUAUCGCCACUCGCAUCAACUGAGCGUCGGUAUAUCGAAGAUGCAGGGACUAACGAAUGCGAUUCGUCGGGUACCACCGGAGGUGAUUGCCUUUAGUCGCCAGUAUGAGCUUGCUUUGGCAGCCCAGAUUCUGAUGCUAGCUCCGAUGGCACCACAUUUUGCUGCAGAGCUGUGGCAACAGUUUCUUACGGUGCCGAACCGGGCGACGCAGGAUACGGAGAGUGACACGGUAAUCAGGUGGAACGGUGGUGUGUUCGAUCAACGGUGGCCCGAAAUCGAUCAGGACUUUCCACUCGACUUAACGUUUAAGAUCAACGGUGCCGAGUGCUGCAUUCUUAAGAUUCCGGCCAAACGGUUCAAUGUACUCACGCACCAGGAAUCGCUCGACAUAGCACUGAAGCAGGAACCGAUUCUCAAGCUGAUAGGCAAGCGGCCACUACGAACCAGCGAGUUCACGCUCUAUCCGAGCUGUGAAGCCUUCCUCGCAGUGGAACUUGAUCGUGCUUUGAGCAGUGAUGGGGAAGUGGUUAAAGACAAGAAGGAAAAGAAGGAAAAGAAACACAAGAAGAAAAAGUCGCUACAAGUGGUGCACAUCGGUUGAAGGAAUGUUCGAAUAAACAAAGUGUUCU